This is a messenger RNA of Notodromas monacha, 3274 nucleotides long. The record is from the annotation of a GenBank genome assembly. NCBI's taxonomy places the organism in Eukaryota, Metazoa, Arthropoda, Ostracoda, Podocopida, Cyprididae.
GUUUAGUUGUCUUUAUUUCAAAAAAAACCUCUCAACAGUUUGUGGAGACAUGCUGCUUGGAAGCUGGACAUGGCUAGCAGGCAUAACUGCAGUAGCAUACCUUGUGUACUUGGUAUUAAAGCCAGUGUUGAAAGCAGUUUUUCUUGCAAUUUUCUGUCCACUGGUCUCCACAGCAGCAUUCAAUGCUGAAGAGGGGCCUUAUCCUACUGAGAAGCAGAAGGAUGAGGUCCUGAAAAGGAGCUUCAAGCCUGAAAGAGUGUCUCAGCAAUGGGAUGUGAUUGUGAUCGGCAGUGGACCCUCAGGUUUGACUUCUGCAUACUUUUUGGCCAAAGCUGGAAAGAAAGUCCUGGUGUUGGAGCAGCAUGAUACUGUUGGUGGAACACUGCAUACAUUUGUGGAGCAUGGGUAUGAGUUUGACACUGGACAUCACAUAUCCAUAGCCCAUGGGGAAGAUGAAUUAUUUGGGGUCAUCUUAGAGCAGGUAGCUGGGGGAAAGUUGAAAUACCUCAAAAGUGGAGGGACUGCAGAUGAAUUUGUGAUUGGCACACCAAAGGACCCACAGGGAAUCAGAAGCUACAAAUUUGCUUCUAAAUCUGUUGAUGACUGGGUGCAAAAACUGCUGACAUACUUUCCUGGACAAGAAACAUUUCUGAAAAGUGUUGCCCAGGAUGUCAAGUGGAGUAUUCCUGCAUUCAUGCCUUUCCUGAUUGUCAAGAUUCUUCCCAAGUGGCUGGCAUUACUCAUGAUCAAGCUCAAGAUAUUUGACAUCUUUACAAGUUUUCCAGAGCGUAGUAGACUCUCCACUGAAGAUAAAUUCAAGCAUCUCAAGAAAGUUCACCCUGAUAUGCCAAUAGUGAUGGACCCCUAUGGCAUGGAAGUCAAUUGCAGUCCUGAUGAAUUCCCUUACACCUUCUGGACUGUGCUGCAAAAUACCUAUUGUAAUGGAACAUAUUAUCCAAGAGGUGGGACAUCAAAGCUGGUAUAUUAUGCUGCAAAAAAUUUGCAGGAUGCUGGAGCAGAGGUUUUAGUGAGAGCAAAGGUUACACAGAUCAUCAUGCAGGGUCAAAGAGCCAUUGGGGUCAAAGUGCAAAAGGGAUCAACCACUGUAGAUGUGUUUGCACCCAUUAUCAUCUCUUCAGCCGGUGUUGAAAUAACUUUCAAACAUCUGCUACCAAGUGCCAUGGGAGAGUCAUCCAAGUGGUACAAGGAUGCCAAGCCCUUCCUCAACACACCUGCUGUCAUUUUCCAAUUGUUUAUUGGGCUGGACAAAAAGGGGAAAGAGCUUGAUGAUUUGCCUUGGCAUCUGGUCAGAGCUUUUUCCAGCAACAGGGAUGUUGGGAAGGUCUAUAAAGAGUAUUUGUCUCUUUCUCUGGAAGAAGCAUUGGACACAGAUAUCCAGCUUUAUGGGUAUACAUCUCCAUCAAUAAAAGACCCAACCUAUGAGGAGAGACAUCCAGGAAAGGCAACUUUGGAAGCUUUUGCCCUUGCCAACAAUGAUUGGUUCAAGUCAUGGCAGCACUUGCCUGUGAAGAAGAGAGGAGAUGAUUAUGAUGGACUGAAGAAAGCAUUUGGCCAGAAGAUCCUGGAAAAGAUUCUGGAUAUUUAUCCUCAUCUCAAGGACCAUGUGGACUGUCUAGUCUAUGGCACCAGUGCUGCUGCAAACUUCUACUUGAACAGAAAUGCAGGUGGUGGUGCCAAAUUGGAGAAUACCAGAGCGAGGAUGUGCCUGGAAGCAUCUGCCAAAAUGAGAGCAGAUUCAGGAAUUCCAGAUAAUGGAACUGAGUAUCACUUCACGAACUCGGAGAACACCCGGUAUCCAGUGGGAUCCGAGUUCUUUUGGAUCUACAUCGGGAUCUACUGUGUUUUGGCCCUCUGUGCUGGUGUUUUUGCUGGCUUGACUGUCGGACUGCUGAGCUUGGAUCCGUUAACAUUGAAGGUUGUCAGUGAAUCCGGAUCGACAGAGACACAACGUCGACGAGCGAAGCGUCUUCUUCCUUUGGUUCGGAAUCAUCAUCUUGUUCUAGUGUCGCUCGUGUUGGCAAAUGCAGCCGCUGUUGAAGCAAUGCCGAUAUUUUUGAACGGCAUUACCAAUGAAAUCGUCGCCGUGUUGGUUUCCGUUACAGUUGUGCUUUUCCUUGGAGAAAUUUUACCGCAAGCCCUGUGUACGAAAUACGGUCUAGCGAUUGGGUCCUGCAUGUCACCGUUGAUCUACUUGACCAUCGCCGUUUUCUUCCCGAUAACCUACCCCAUCUCGAAAGUGCUUGAUUGCUGUCUUGGGAAGGAUCAUCAGACAUUUUACAAGCGUCAAGAGCUGAAGACCUUGGUGGCAUUGCACGGCCCUCAGAAAUUCCGGAACGGCAAAAAGCGGGAUUCGUCCAGUCUCUUGGGCAGCAAAGAGAAAUUAGUCAAAGACACGGAUGAUCAGGACAACGAUGCCUUCUGUGAAGGCGAGUGCGGAGUUGAUGCAGACGUGCCUUUGACACGGGAUGAAGUGAUGGUCAUUGAAGGGCUUUUGAAUUUGAAAGAGAAGAAUGUGGGUGUGGCCAUGGUGGAGUUUGAAGACGCCUUUGUGCUGAGUUUGGACGCUGUCUUGGAUUUCAAAACCUACGACAAGAUAGUGAAGAAGGGAUUUUCACGGAUUCCAGUGUACGAUGGAACCCCUCAAAAUAUUGUCAAGAUCCUGUUGGUGAAAACGCUGAUCACAGUGGAUCCACAAGACAAAAUCUCCAUUCGGAAUCUUUUGAGGAGAGCGGACUUCCACGCUGUGAAUCCGGCAUUCGUGCAAGUGGACAGGCCAUUGAGUGACGUACUCAACGACUUCAAGGCAGCCAGAGCUGGUCAUCUUUCCAUCGUGCAGAAAAACGACGGCAGUGGAGAAGUCGUUGGGAUUGUCACUCUGGAAGACGUUAUUGAGGAAAUGUUGCAAAUGGAGAUCUACGAUGAAUUUGACAUGAUUCCUCGACGACCUUCCAUUCCUGGGUACUUGCAUUUCCGCAAAGUGCAUCGAGUCCAUUCGCACUGGGAACGUGGAGAAACAGGCAGUUUGAUGGAAAGCAUGGAACAAGAACGCGGCGAAAGUCCUCUUGUGCAUCCCGAACAUCCUGGCACAAAGCGUCGAUUUCACAGGCAGGCUAGUGCUGGACACAUCGGCGUGAUGCGUCCAGCUAAUGUUCAUAAUCAUCAUCAGCCUGCCAAUAAAUCCGGAGCAGAAGGUGUGACCAACGAUUGGCACGGACCGCAAAUUUAUGCCAUUCCGGUGAGCUUGCAAACGUCG